This is a messenger RNA of Aspergillus puulaauensis, 819 nucleotides long. RefSeq lists its product as uncharacterized. NCBI's taxonomy places the organism in Eukaryota, Fungi, Ascomycota, Eurotiomycetes, Eurotiales, Aspergillaceae. The transcript has a single exon. The record is from RefSeq and is a predicted model, not a curated record. The coding region runs from base 1 to 819 and encodes 272 amino acids.
AUGCGUUUCACACCUCAAAUAUCGCUAGCCCUGACUAUGGCAAUGCAGGGCGUCUUGACCAUCCCCAGCGCAACAGCACGCUGCUCAGAGGGACUGGUCAACAUUGUCUUUAACGAUAAUUACACCCAAUCUCAACUGGCGCAGGUCACCGGCGCGACGAACUGGCUCACGUUCAGGUUCGGAACUGCGCCCAAGCAAAUCCCAAUGCUGCCCCAGAACAAGGAGGGCGUCGACAAGGCCAUCGCGGCAGUCACUGGCCCUAAUCCACCGGACUACUUGCUCACAUUCAACGAGCCCGACCUCGAUUACAAGACGGGAGAAGAACAACUGUCGGCCACGGACGCCGCCGAGUUGAUUGCACCGUUGCUCAAAAAGCGUGGAACCCAUACAAAGCUCAUCGCACCAGUGCUGGCCAACCAAACGAAACCCUGGCUUGAUGAUUUCUACCGCCUAUGCAAGUGCCAGGAUGCGUUCGAUCUAUACAAUGUCCAUAUCUAUCGACCAACUGUCGCCGAAGCCAAAGCCGAAGUGCAGACCUUCCGCGACAAGUUCAAUGACAAGCCUUUGUGGAUCAGCGAAAUUGCACCGGCCCACCUUACAGGAUCGUGUCCGACGACGAUUCCCUGGGACAAGUCACUCCAAUUCAUGCAGGAAAUCUACGCCUGGGGAGAGACAGUUGACUGGAUUCACAAGAUAUUCUGGAACUCGGGCAAUGAGAUCCAUUGCAGCGAUACCAAUGUGGCUGCCUCGUUUCUGGUUGACAAAAGCGACAAGCCGACGCCACUCUUGAAGCCGUUUAAUGAGUUGACUUGUUCGUGA